AUGACUUUUUUAAUACAAAAAAUUCUCAACUUCUCAAUAGCUAUUACUAACACUGGCUAUGUAACCAGUAAUUGUGACCAGUACUCGGGUUCGUGGUCCGAACGGAACGAACGUCCAAACAAUGCACACGAAGACCUUGGCAUGCCUAUACAUUCGAUGUUCUACAAUGACAUAAGCAUCGGUAGUGACGAUGACAUCGAUGAAGACUUUGUCGGGAUCUUGGAAAGGCUUGGGAACAAAACCUUCUCCGAAGACUCGGAAGACGAGCCAAUCAACGAAUUAAUGAACAAUAGAGGAAUGGCAGGUUUCAGUUACGAUACUCACGAAGAUGAUUCUCCUGAAGAUGACUUUCUAUUAUGUUGUGGACUAUUUUAUGUUACGACAGCGGCUAAAUUCUUCUCAUGCUACUUUUUUGUUGUUUGCUUGUUAAUAUCCGGACUCAAUUUUAUGGCUUUUGGGUUCGAUCAAACGUGUUUCUCAAUCUUUUGCGUACUUUUCACGAUCUACUCGUUAGCAACAGUUUACGGUGUUUUCCUGGAGAAGAAGAUGUUCCUGCUACCUUUCAUAUUUAUCCAGGGUUUGGUGGCCGCCGUUGUUUUUGUAUGCGCUGGAACGUUGUCGUUCCUCGGUAUAGCAACGAAUGCUAUUCAACAACAUCAUACCAAUUCACAUCCUUUAAGAGAUCUUUACUAUCAAUAUCAUUUGGAUCCGGACGAUGAAAUAACACAAACAAUUGCUGCAUGGUCAAUCCUAGUUAUAUUGUUGGCAAUACUCGGAAUGUCCGUAUUUUCCUGGUGGGUCAUCUACAACACAUAUAGGAUUUAUGCAUCACGAGAUCGAACAAAACGUGCUGGGUACUGUCAAGGUCUUCCAACCACCGAACGUCUCUAA
This is a messenger RNA of Necator americanus (New World hookworm), 891 nucleotides long. RefSeq lists its product as uncharacterized. Gene Ontology annotation, cellular component: lysosomal membrane. The record is from RefSeq and is a predicted model, not a curated record. The transcript has 9 exons. NCBI's taxonomy places the organism in Eukaryota, Metazoa, Nematoda, Chromadorea, Rhabditida, Ancylostomatidae. Bases 1 to 891 code for a protein of 296 amino acids.